AUGAAGACUUGCACGCUGUUCCGGGCCGUGGUCGCAUCCAUCGCCGCCUUUUCAAGCUGCGUCGAGGCACACGGACGCAUGCUCUCUCCCGCUAUCCGUCUUCUGCCAGGCGAUGCUGGGAAUGGCUACACUGAUGCCAACAGUGCUGCUUACCGUCUCUACGCCAAGAGCGACAAGUUGAUCUGCCACGGCUAUCCCCAGGGUCCACCGCAGACCACUCUGCGCCCCGGCAAACAGAGCAUCCACUACACCAUCACCGCCGCUCACCGUGGCCGGUGCGAGGUGUAUCUGGACUUGCACGGCGGCCAAAAUCUCUGGCAGCUCAUUGGUGCCGACGACCACUGCGCAGAUGUCAACAUUGGCGAUGCAACCAUGGACAUUGUGAUUCCGAAUGUCAAGACCAGCGACGGUGUCAUCCGCUGGAGCUGGACUGCCGACAACAACCCUGGAGCCGAGAUGCAGAACGAGUUCUUUACCAGCUGUGCCGAUGUGAUCAUCAACGGCGACGGCCCUGCUCCCCCGCCUCCAUCCCCGUCGUCCUCACGAACCCCAACGUACUCGCCCUCCUCGGCGACAAGCAAGUCCUCGACUGCUCCGUCGUCUUCCGCGGUCGCAUCGACUCCCCGGACUCUGUCCACCACCCUCUCCAAGCCCUCAUCGACAGCAUCGCCCUCCAAGCCAGUUUCCACUGCGGUCACCAAGACCAAGACGGUCACCGUGGUCUCCACCAUCACCACCACGAUUCACAGCUGCCCUCAGACGACUACUCGCAAGUACUGA
This is a messenger RNA of Polychytrium aggregatum, 780 nucleotides long. RefSeq lists its product as uncharacterized. Lineage: Eukaryota; Fungi; Chytridiomycota; Chytridiomycetes; Polychytriales. The transcript is spliced from 5 exons. The record is from RefSeq and is a predicted model, not a curated record. The coding region runs from base 1 to 780 and encodes 259 amino acids.